AGAUGUUUGACGGUGUUGUUGACUAUUAGUGCGUUAAAUUAAUGCAAAGUAGAUUAAUUUGAACUUUAUAACAGUAACCAGACGUUCAGCCGUCAGUUAAUUGUACUUCAGCGUAAGUCUCUGUCGGUCUGUAAUUAAUUGCUUCACACUGCUGAAUUUUAUUUUUCCGCUCAAACGUUCCUCCAAGUUCUCUCGUAGUCGUCACACGUGAGCAUCAUUGGACACCUGCACGCAUGAAGCAUGGCAACAACAGCAGUGCGUUUUGUCCUCUCCAAAUUGCUGUGGCCUUUGUGGAGAACAGCUGAAGACGAGGUUGACGCAUUCGGCGCAGCUACUGAGGAGAUUCAGCAGGUGCAUGGAGGUGUGGUGACGCGCCUGUGCCAGGACUAUGGCCUGAUUAACGACACCGUCUACUUCACCCCGAGAGAGGUCCUGGGUGGGGUGCCACUGCGACAAGGGGACGCGGUCAACGCCAUAGCCAUCCGCGACGGACCUCAGGGUGGCUGGAAAGCCAUCAGGGUAGAGCGGCACACUGAUGCCUGGGAGGACAUGGGGGAAGUAUCUCUGGACUCUGACCUGGAGAAGGUCAGACCCCUAGUGGGCACCGUGACCUCCUGCGACCACGAGGGAGGGACCAUCAACCAGACCACCUACUUCCCACGCUCUGCUUUGUGCGAUGGUUAUGAGCCCAUGAAGGGAGACUGGGUGCAAGCGCAGUACGUCAUCACUCCCACCCACUGGUCCAGCCAGGCCUGCUCAGUGUCCCCUCUGCGAUAUCGCCGCCUUGACCAGGUGCGCGUGUCCAGCAUGUUUGGGAGCAGCGGCGUGGUGGAGGACAGCAUCUUCUUCAGCCUGGACUGCCUGCUGCUGCCGGCCCAGUACCGGCCCAUGCCCGGGGACCUGGUCAACGUGGUGGUGGUGGAGAGCAGCCAGUCCUUCUACUGCUGGAGGGCGCUGUGCAUGGGGCCCUGCCAUAGUUCUGGGCCUGCGAUCCCCAUGCCAGAGGCAGAGCUGGAGGCACUGCUGAUGAACAAGGAGGGUCUGGAGGUCAGCAGAGAUGGGGACUUUGGAGCCCUGCUACUGGGAGAGAGCAAAGAGCUCCUCAUAUGGAUAGAGAACACUGGCUCAGAGCCUCAUCAGCUGAAGUGCUGCGACUUUGUGGGCUGGGACUCCCAGGAGCAGUUCACCUUCCUGCUGGAGCUGAGUCCUGCCACUGCUGCCGCCAUCGCAGCCAUCAACGCCAAGCAGCCCCUGCUGCAGCCGGGCAAGACCUGGCUCAUCAACGGCGGGCCUCAGGGGGGAGCGGCCAACCCGUACGCGGCCUACACGCGCCCCAGAGGCUCCUCCUCCUCCUCGCUACGCGGGACCAUUGGCGGGUAUGGGUUGUACCCGCUGCCCGUAUUGAGCGAGCCCAAUGGGGAGGUGUUUGACGAGGACGUUCUGCAGCCAGAUGAGGUGGACGAGGACGCGGGGGGAGGUGCGGACGCAGUGUACGAGGAGCUACGGCAGGCCGCCGCCCAGAAGAGCAACACCCGCAGCCUGGCCAGGGAGGUGGACAUCGCACCGGGACAGAGGCUCACCAUCACCGUGGGCUGCCAUGGAAAGAGCCUGGGUCGCUGUGCUGAGCUGCUGCUGUUGCACUUCUCCACGUUCACCAUCGGGCGGCGCCUGCAGGUUGCGGUGAGCAGCAGGGAGGAGACCCUGUUGAUGCCCAGCGCUCCCUACAACCCAGACAGCCGCAGCCCAGCCCAGCAGCAGCAGCCCACAGUCCUACGCAGGGUCAUGGCUCCUGCACCCGUCAGAACAUCCAAGAGACAUUUGCCCAACUUCCUGGGGAACUACCCAGUGCCACAGGCCCUGCGUGACUGCGUAGAGAACAAGAAUGAUGUACUGGUGGUUCAGCCUGAGUUGGGGGAGCCGCUGUCCCUGUUGAAUGCCCAGAAGCGCUUCUCCACUCUGCUGUGGCUGGAGGAGCUGAAUGCGGAGCAUGAGCUGAAGGAGUUCAGCAUCACUGGGGCCCUGCUGCGUAAAGGAGCCAUCCAUCUGCACCUGGAGGUGCCGGGCCUGGCAGAGGGACGGCCCAACCUCUUCUUCGGUGACAAGGUGCUGCUCAAGAAGCCUUGUGGAGGAGGUGUAGUAAUAGAGUACAUUGGAUAUGUUGCAGAGAUUAAUGACGAAGACGUGAGUCUGAGAGUGGACCAUGCUUUCCACAAAUCCUACCUCGGAGAGCCUUUAGACGUGGAUUUCACCUUCAACAGGUUGACAACGCGGAGAUGCCAUCUGGCAAUUCAUCAGGCGAAGGACUUUGGCGAGGCCGUGCUUUUCCCCAGUGUUCUGAGCCAUCAACGUCCACUCUGGGUGGGGGAGUGGGGCCCAGAGAAGGAAGAGGAGGAGGAGGAGGUGGAGGAAGAAGAGAAGGAGACGGAGGAGGAAGAGAGCCAGGAAGUAGUGGAGGAAGACGAGGUCGGGGGUUCAAAUGGGAAUGGAGACAUGGUGACGGUCGCCACGCAAACCAAAACUGACCGAUUACCGAAGAAGGAGAUUCCUGAUCCGGGUCAGUUCUUCAACCGCUGCCUGAAUCCGGCCCAGAGAGAGGUGGUGAAGCGCGUCCUGGCGGGAGAGAGCCGGCCCACUCCUUACAUCCUGUUUGGCCCUCCCGGUACCGGCAAGACCAUCACUCUCAUCGAGACCAUCCUACAGAUCUAUCACCGUGUGCCCUCCAGCCGCCUGCUGGUCUGCACGCCCUCCAACAGCGCUGCUGACCUCAUCUGCAUCAGGCUGCACCAGAGCGGCUACCUGCGCGCCGCCAGCCUGGUGCGUGUCAACGCCUCCAGCAGGCAGGAAGAGUCCAUUCCUGAGGUGCUGCAGCAGUACUCUCGUGCAGGAGAGGAUAUCCGUCACGCCUCCUUCCACAGGAUCGUGGUCAGCACCUGCUCCAGUGCUGGAAUGUUCUAUCAGAUUGGCUUGCGGGUGGGCCACUUCACCCAUGUGUUCCUGGAUGAGGCUGGACAGGCCACUGAGCCAGAGAGCCUGAUCCCCAUCGGACUGCUGUCAGAGAAGGACGGACAGAUUGUGCUGGCUGGAGACCCGUGUCAGCUGGGCCCGGUAGUGAAGUCUAAGCUGGCCACUGUGUUUGGCCUGGGCGUGUCUCUACUGGAGAGGCUGAUGGCCACGCCCCUCUACGCCUGUAGAGAAAAUGGCUACAACCCAGCCCUGGUGACCAAGCUGUUGUAUAACUACCGUUCCCACGAGGCCCUGCUGUCUCUGCCCUCGCGCCUCUUCUACUCCGGAGACCUGUGCAUGCGUGCCCAGAGGGCCGUGGUGGACUCCCUGUGCCACUGGGGCCGGCUGCCCACCAAAGGCUUCCCUCUCAUCUUCCAUGGAUUGCGGGCCACAGAGAUGCGUGAGGGCAACAACCCAUCGUGGUUCAACCCUGGGGAGGCGGUGCAGGUCAUGCUGUACUGCUGCCAGCUCGCCAAGAGGCUCUACAACCCCAUCUCACCCUCAGAGAUCGGCAUCAUUGCCCCCUACAGGAAGCAGGUGGAGAAGAUCCGUGUGUUGCUGCACAGGGUGGGUCUGUCUGAUAUCAAAGUGGGCUCAGUGGAGGAGUUUCAGGGCCAGGAGUUCCUGAUCAUAAUCAUGUCCACGGUGCGGUCCAAUGAGGAGCUGCUGGACGGAGACCUCCAGAGUGCCCUGGGCUUCCUGUCCAACCCCAAGCGCUUCAAUGUGGCCAUCACACGAGCCAAGGCCCUGCUCAUAGUGGUGGGCAAUCCCCACAUCCUCAUCAAGGACCCUUGUUUCAAUGCCCUGCUACAGUUUGCAUACGACAAUGGAGCCCUGAUGGGCUCUGACCCUCCUGUGUCUCUCCUCGCAUCCAAGAGGCCUAAUCCAGACGAUGAGAGCUGACCAUACCCUGACAAGAGAGCCUUACCCUAAAAACUGCAAAUUACGUUUUCCGAAGUACUGCUCUUGUCACUUUAUCAAACACUAAUAAAAAAAAGUUCAUUGCUGA
Engraulis encrasicolus (European anchovy) is the source of this 4012-nucleotide messenger RNA. It is a transcript of the gene mov10l1, whose product is annotated as Mov10 like RNA helicase 1. The coding region runs from base 241 to 3906 and encodes 1221 amino acids. Gene Ontology annotation, biological process: regulatory ncRNA-mediated post-transcriptional gene silencing. Gene Ontology annotation, molecular function: helicase activity. The transcript is spliced from 28 exons. Gene Ontology annotation, cellular component: P granule; cytosol. The record is from RefSeq and is a predicted model, not a curated record. NCBI's taxonomy places the organism in Eukaryota, Metazoa, Chordata, Actinopteri, Clupeiformes, Engraulidae.